GACGCGGGGCGCUACUCCUGCCGAGCGGAGAACAGGCUGGGCCUCCGGAGCCGCACCCUGAGCCUCUCUGUGCGCUAUCCCCCGGAGAACCUGACGGUGACCGUCUCCCGAGCUAAUGGGACAGUCCUGGAGACGCUGGGGAACGGAGCGUCCCUCCCGGUCCUGGAGGGCCAGAGCCUGCGCCUGCUCUGUGUCACCCACAGCAACCCUCCAGCCUCGCUGAGCUGGGCCCGGGGGCCACAGACCCUGAGCCCCUCCCAGCCCUCAGACCCCGGGGUCCUGGAGCUGCCUGGGGUACGAACGGAGCACGAAGGCGAAUUCAUUUGCCGCGCUCAGAACCCGCUGGGCGCCCUCAGCGUCUCGCUGAGCCUCUCUGUGCACUACCCCCCGCAGCUGCUGGGACCCUCCUGCUCCUGGGAGGACCAGGGUCUGCACUGCAGCUGCUCCUCCAGGGCCCAGCCGGCCCCCUCCCUGCGCUGGCGGCUGGGGGCGGGGCUGCUGGAGGGGAACCAUGGCAACGCGUCCCACGUGGUCACCUCCAGCUCAGAGGGGCCCUGGACCAACAGCUCCCUGAGCCUCCGCGUGGGGCUCAGCCCUGACCUCAGACUCAGCUGCGAGGCCUGGAAUGUGCACGGGGCCCAGAGCGCCUCUGUCCUGCUGCUGCCAGAUCAGGGCCUGCUGGGGGGCCCUGGAGCUCUGGGCACUGGCGUCACCAUCCUCCUCGCCCUCGGCCUCUGCCUCUGCCUCAUCCUGGCCGAGGCAGCUCCGGAGACGGAGACUCCGGCGAGGACAGAGUCGUGGAGGCCCAGGCUCACCCGGCGGAGCACGAUCCUGGAUUACAUCAACGUGGUCCCCAACGCCCGCGGCCUGGCUCGGAGUCCAAAGGCCAAGCCCAGCAGCCCUUCCAGGGCCCCUCCUGCAGGUGCCAACUCCCCAGGAUGGAACAUGUCCCCUCCAGCCCCAGAAUCAAGGAACAGCCAACAGGAGAUCCAUUACGCUGCCCUCAGCUUCCCAGGCCUCCGGCCGCAGGAGGCCCAGCAGGCCAAGGACACCAACUCGGAAUAUGCAGAAAUCAGGUUCCACUGA
This is a messenger RNA of Myotis lucifugus (little brown bat), 1086 nucleotides long. RefSeq names its product sialic acid-binding Ig-like lectin 10. The annotation marks the transcript as partial. Gene Ontology annotation, molecular function: sialic acid binding. NCBI's taxonomy places the organism in Eukaryota, Metazoa, Chordata, Mammalia, Chiroptera, Vespertilionidae. Gene Ontology annotation, cellular component: plasma membrane. Gene Ontology annotation, biological process: cell adhesion. The record is from RefSeq and is a predicted model, not a curated record. The transcript is spliced from 7 exons.